Molecule: messenger RNA, 2262 nt
Organism: Phalacrocorax carbo (great cormorant)
Lineage: Eukaryota; Metazoa; Chordata; Aves; Suliformes; Phalacrocoracidae
Source: RefSeq, a predicted model, not a curated record
GCCUCGUCCCUCCUGCCGUUCUGAGCGACUUCCGCGCUGCCCAAUCAGCACUCGCGAUGGCUCGGGUUCUAACCACUGAGAGGCGCGAUGGGGCGGGCCUCCGCCGGUAGCCGGGUAGGUAGCGGUAGUGGCGGUUGCCCUGCGAGAGGCCGGGAGCGGCGGUGGCGGCCGAGGGAGGGCGCGAGCUCCGUUUAAAGGGCCAGCGAGGUCGCGCGGAAGUUGUGAGGAGGUUAGCGGUUACCGGCCCGGUGGUGCCCGGGGGCUCGGCCGGGAGCCCCCCUCCGGACGGCGGGGCCGGGGGGCCAGCAGCGGCAUGGAGCAGGCAGCGCCCAAGAGGGCGCGUAAGGUCAUCUGGAUGACAAAUGUCAAGUUCAUCCUGAAAAUGAUGGGACGAAAGUCAAACUGAAAAAGCUAAGUGAAGAUAGUUUAACGAAGCAGCCUGAAGAAGUCUUUGAUGUUCUGGAGAAACUCGGUGAAGGGUCUUAUGGUAGCGUGUUUAAAGCAAUACACAAAGAGUCUGGACAAGUUGUAGCAAUUAAACAGGUCCCUGUGGAGUCAGAUCUUCAAGAAAUAAUUAAAGAAAUUUCUAUAAUGCAACAAUGUGACAGUCCCUAUGUUGUCAAGUACUAUGGCAGCUAUUUUAAGAACACAGAUCUAUGGAUUGUUAUGGAAUAUUGUGGAGCUGGCUCUGUUUCGGACAUAAUUAGACUUCGUAAUAAAACGCUAACAGAAGAUGAAAUUGCAACUAUUCUGAAAUCGACUCUUAAAGGACUUGAAUACUUGCACUUUAUGAGAAAAAUACAUAGAGAUAUAAAGGCUGGAAACAUUCUUCUUAACACCGAGGGACAUGCAAAAUUAGCUGACUUUGGUGUGGCUGGCCAGUUAACAGAUACAAUGGCAAAACGUAAUACUGUUAUAGGAACUCCAUUUUGGAUGGCUCCUGAAGUAAUACAAGAGAUUGGCUAUAACUGCGUGGCAGACAUCUGGUCCCUUGGUAUCACUUCAAUAGAAAUGGCUGAAGGAAAACCUCCAUAUGCUGAUAUUCAUCCAAUGAGGGCUAUUUUUAUGAUUCCUACAAAUCCCCCUCCAACCUUCCGGAAGCCAGAGCUCUGGUCUGAUGAGUUCACAGAUUUUGUGAAGAAAUGCUUAGUAAAAAAUCCUGAACAAAGAGCUACAGCAACACAGCUGCUACAGCAUACAUUUAUUAAGAAUGCCAAGCCAGUUUCAAUUUUAAGGGACCUGAUCACUGAAGCUAUGGAGAUAAAAGCAAAGCGACAUGAGGAACAGCAGAGAGAACUGGAAGAGGAGGAAGAAAAUUCGGAUGAAGAUGAGCUGGACUCUCACACCAUGGUGAAGACCAGUUCAGAGAGCGCUGGUACCAUGAGGGCCACAAGCACGAUGAGUGAAGGCGCUCAGACAAUGAUUGAACACAAUAGCACUAUGUUAGAAUCUGACUUGGGGACCAUGGUAAUAAAUAGUGAUGAUGAUGAAGAAGAAGAUGGGACCAUGAAAAGAAAUGCUACUUCACCGCAAGUUCAAAGACCUUCUUUCAUGGACUACUUUGAUAAACAAGAUUCCAAGAAUAAAAGCCCUGAAAACUGUAAUCAGAACAUGCAUGAACCUUACCACAUAUCCAAAAACGUUUUCCCUGAUAACUGGAAAGUCCCUCAAGAUGGAGACUUUGAUUUCUUAAAGAAUCUGAGUUUAGAAGAAUUACAGAUGCGAUUAAAGGCUUUGGACCCUAUGAUGGAACGAGAAAUUGAGGAGCUUCGUCAGAGGUACACUGCAAAGAGGCAACCUAUCCUAGAUGCGAUGGAUGCGAAGAAAAGGAGGCAACAAAAUUUCUGAGUUUGUUUUACUUUCAGAGAUAAUACUAUGAGUCAGUGUGGACACUGCUAACUUAAGUCUGAAGGAAUUUGAUUAUGAGAGUUGUCAAAAACCCAAUCUUUUGAAUAUUCCUCCACAAGCAAUGACAAUUGGAGCAGUGAAAGAACAUACAUACGCUGUUCUGCAAAGGCAGCACAACUUAUUACCACUCAUUUAUAUUUUCAAAUGUUUAACGUAAUUGAAGUUUAAUCUGUUGCUUCCCAGUCUUUUCAGGUGUACAGUGGUAACUUAGUGUUGUACAUUAGGAGUUGUGUUUUGGAGCACCUGGAACGAUUUCUUGAUUGUGCAACACUACAGAGCCUUAUGUUGCAAUACAUUUUCCUCCCACUUAGUAGCAUAUUUAUUAUGUAAUCUUUGGUUCUACUAUUUAUUUUG